GAAACCGGAUAGCAAACAAUCCAAUCCAAUCUUUGGACUUAGAUUUGAGGUAAAAAACCAUUUGAGACCGGAUAAAAAACCGGAUAAGAUAGCCCAACACCCAAAACUUAACCAACUCUUCACUCUUUGAGUCCUUAGGCCACUCAAAUUCCCACAAGUUCAAUCUAAAAUCAAGACUGAAUUGGGACCGGACCGGGUCAAGACCGGACUGUAUCCAAUCCAAUCUUUUGUCCUUAUAUUCCCGAAAAGAUCGGACUGGGAUCGAAUUAAUUCGGGCCAAUUUAACUGGACCGAACCGUAUAACCACCCCUAAUUUAUCAGGAUAAAUACAAUAUAAUGACUCUUUUCAUAUUUUCGGGCUAAAAACGGGUGAUCCGUUAACCCUUGACCCACUAGCUCGAUCGGCUUCCUUUUUAUGUUUCAUGGGGAGUGGUUAGGGUGGAAUUAUGUGGCUAUGCCUUUAUUUUCUAUUAAACGAGUCUAGGAAGAAUUGAGACCUAGGCAGAGCACAUCAUUUUUUGAAAGGACUCUGUUUGGCUUUUACGGGAAAAGUUACUUAGACUUCACUUAUAAGCUAUGGGCCCGUUAAGUAUCAUUUUGUUGCUGUUGUGGUUGCAAUGGUGUUGUGUAAACAAAUGUACAACCACAACAGGAAAAAAAUAGAAAACACAAACUUGUUUAGUUGAUAAAUCUGAAAACGCGUUUAGUUACUACAUAGCUGACAUGUUGUUGUAUAGUUGACGUUGAACUCUGUGAGUGAUAGCUUAACCCCAAAAGUCGAACCUUCUUCAUGUUCAUAAUUUUCAUAUUCAUGAAAUAGUCCAUAUCUUAUUAUUAAUUGAUGGAAAUUGGGGAAUUGGACCCUUUGGUGUGAACGAAAACCCUAAUCCAUAAGUGUUCUACUGUUUAGGUGGAUUGGGAAGGGAAAGUUGUGCUUAUACAAUGUGCGAAUGCAAUGAGAGUGCAGAAAUACAUGUUCUAUUCAAUCCACAAUUGUGACAAGCAUCCCGAGGUUCCAUUAAUGGAGAUCAAGUAUUGCACAGAGAAGUUCCUCAAGGACUCUGGAUUGCCUCACAUCACCAUACAAUUGUGUGGGUUCAUGCAAGUAAGAUGGACAACAUUCAUAGCGCUGAGGAAUGAGCAGAUCAUUGGGAAGCUCCUGACUUUUGUCGGUCCUCUAGCUUGGAAGACUCAGGAGGUAAACAAGAAGGCGACAAGCGUCGAGGGAGACGGAGGAUUGGAAGAGGUCGUUGACGGGGGGAGGGACGAGUGGAGAGGAAGAAGUGGUCGGUGAGGGAGAGGGUCGGCGGCAGGGGAGUGGCGGUGCGAGGUUGGGCGACGAGAAGGGAGCGGUCAUCGACCUUCCUCUUGAGAGGAAGAAGUUGAGAGAGGGAGAGAGUAGCUGGGCGGCGACUUGGCUAACAUGAGGAGAUGUUUGGCCGAUUUAGAGUUUGGGGGUGGGGUUGGGGAUAAACUUUUUUUGUUGCUUAAGAUGGGACUUGAACUCAUGGCUGGUUUAAUGAAAUCAGAGUCCCAACCAGGAGGAAUCUCGCGUGAAACAUGUUUAGAAAUCAGAUCCAAAUCAAUAAAUUGUUGUUUCUCUGAUUUGGGUCCGGUUGUGUGAAUCUGAUUCACAACAGAGAAUAGAAACCCAACUAAACAUAUUUUUUCUCUUUGAUUUCUCCAAUUCUUAAAAACACAACAGAAAACAAAAACAAGCAACAAUACUAAACGAUGCCUAAGUUUGGAGAGAGCGUUGCAAGAAGAAGAUAUCAUGUGAUGCUUUAUCUACCGAAGUUCUGUUAGCUCAAAUCAAAGAAGAGGUGAAGAGUAGUGGUGGUGGAACUGCCCAUUUUUCGAUGUGGACUGGAUGGGAAUAGUAGGCAGAGUGUGUGGAUUUUAGGCUCUAGGUAUACUGGAAACACACAGCUAGCCAAGGUUGUUAAUAGUACACACUAUUUAUUUUUAAUGAAAUAAUACAACACCAAUUCAUAAUAAAAACAAUGCCAACAAAAAAGUAAACGAGACAUUUGGUUCUAACGCAAAACUCAAAUGACUCGUUUUCCACCCAAAAAUUCCAGCUAUGUCAUUGCCUCUUUUCAUAAAUCAACUUCCACCAUGUCCUUUAUAUUAUUUCUUUCCUCUGUCAUUGCUUAAUCUCCCCUAAAUUUAUUUCUUUCUUUCCCCCAAAUUUCACAAGCAACGAAGAUAGUCAUCCAUUUCUCGUAUCCUCAAAUUUCACAAGCAAUUGACCCAACCUGGAUGGCCUCUCUCUCGCUGGUCAUCUACUUAGCAUCACAUCUUUUUCAUUCACAAACACCACCCUAUUAGGAGUUGUGCCACAACUCUUUAUAAUUAGGCUGAAUUAGAGUUUGCUUGAAUUUUUCCCCUUGUCGUGUCGUCAUUCAAUUAGGUUAAUAGAUUGAAAGAGAAGGUGAAGAAAAAAUCUCAAAAGUUCAAUUGUGAUUUUCCAAAACCCCAAGGAGAAUGAAACUUUCGCAUUUACUAACCUACUUAGUUAUAUGGAGCCAUUUGAGGUUAAGGUAGGUCAUUUGCACCACCAUGGCACAAAAUUAUAGUAGUGACUUUUUUUUAAUGUAAUAGUGAAUUGAUUAAAAGAUCUUCGAUAAUUAGGAUUUUUUUUGAAAAACAUUGUUUUAUGAUCUUUAUUUAACUUUUAAUUCAUACAUUAUGUAACUGAGCUUUAUAUAUAUACAAAAACUUUGAAAUUCAGAGGUGUUUGUUGCUAUCGAUUGGCAUUACAAGUUUUAGAGGCACACUAAGAAUGGCAAGUUCUCAUUAAGCUAUGCAUAUCACGCCAUCCAUGAGCAAGUUAGGCAAUCCCCUGUUUGUGUUGGAUCAGUUUUUUCUAAAAAAUAUAAUACAUCCUACAUAUUCCGAUCUCAAACAAACUAGGCAAAAUACAGUUGUAUAUUCACAACUAUCAGGUUUGUGACAAAUAUAUCCACAACUAUCGAAAUACAUAAAAUAUCCAUUUCCGUCCACUGCGUUAACUCCGUCAGUUAACUUGAUGACUGGACAAACAGUGGAUGCUUAGUUGGCGUGUUUCUGACCCCACUAAAUGACGUGGAUUAAAAGAGAAAAAAAAAUAGGCAAAAUAUAGUUGUAUAUCCACAACUAUCAUGUUUGUGACAAAUAUAUCCACAAUUAUCGAAAUAUACGAAAUAUCCAAAAAUUGGAAGGUUGUGUGACAAAUCUAUCCAUUUUCGUCUGAAACUAUAACGGUGUGUCAGACGACGUUAAAUUGACUAAUAGAAUGCUGAAUCGAUGCCACAUAAGCCAAAAAGCAACCAAACUUUACACCAUUAUCUGUUAGACCUCGCUGAUGCAGUAUUCUCUGUUGGCGAUUUGGUUAGAUUCAAGCUUGGUAUGACCAUGGCGCCGACUGCAUGGAAGCCGUCAGAGUAAAAGGGAGGCAAUGGUUGGGGAUUGUGGUUGGAAUUGAAAUCUGGGCUUGGGGUAGGGUUAUUUGGGGGUGAAGGCGUUGAUCGGAGGAGGAUCAAUGGUUAUCGGGCGUAUUUCUGGGUUGGAGUUUUAGUCUCGUCGUCUAUGAUUUUUAGGGUUUUUAAAUUCUUUUUUCUCUUUCAAUCCACGUCAUUCAGUGGGGUCAGAAACACGCCAACUAAGCAUCCACCGUCUGUCCAGUCAUCAGGUUAACUGACAGAGUUAACAGAGUGGAUGGAAAUGGAUAUUUCGUGUAUUUCGAUUAGGGGUGGGCAACCGGUUCGGUAAACACGAACCGAACCGAACCGAAACACAACCUUGUCGAUUUUUAUGGCCGUCUGACACGCCGUUAUAGUUUCAGACGGAAGUGGAUAGAUUUGUCACACAACCUUCCGAUUUUUAGAUAUUUCGUGUAUUUCGAUAGUUGUGGAUAUAUUUGUCACAAAUCUGAUAGUUGUGGAUAUACAGCUGUAUUUUGCCAACAAACUAUUAGGGUUUUAAAUUAUUUGGAUGGGUUUGAAUUGAUAUUUACAAAAUCACUGUAUAUGAGUUAAGUGAUUAAAAUGAUUAACUAAUUAGGGGUUGUUUGGAAGUUGCGAUUGUUUUGUUGAGAUUGUCAUUAUGCAUGUAUUGUUUACAAUGCAUCGUUUUUUGUUUUUUUAGCAGAAACAAUACAUGGAUUGUUUCUGUGAUGUGACAGAAACUAUCACUCAUGUUGAGAUAGUUGAGUUGAGAUUGUUUUGUCUCAGCUUUUAGUUGAUGCGACAUACACAAUCACACAUACCAAACGUUGUAUUCUACAAUGCAUCAAAUUCGACAAUACAUGUAUAAUAUUAUACAUGCAUUCUCAACAAUACAUUUAUUUAACAAUCGCAACUUCCAAACAAACCCUAAAAAUAAAAUACAACAAAAAUGUAUGGCUGUCGAGGUUAAUUUUCCGGGCAAGCAAGCUGCAAGCGGGGUAAAUGGGUAAUUCUGGGUGAACUCCGUUCACGGAAAGCUAGAAACCCUAACUCUGGGGGGCGCCCGCCGAGUGUAAAGCCAGGACUCGCCAUAAAAAUGAAGAGAGCCAAUGCCA
Messenger RNA from Linum trigynum, 4543 nucleotides. The record is from the annotation of a GenBank genome assembly. NCBI's taxonomy places the organism in Eukaryota, Viridiplantae, Streptophyta, Magnoliopsida, Malpighiales, Linaceae.